Drosophila sechellia is the source of this 308-nucleotide messenger RNA. Its product is annotated as follistatin-related protein 1. The record is from RefSeq and is a predicted model, not a curated record. The coding region runs from base 19 to 276 and encodes 85 amino acids. Lineage: Eukaryota; Metazoa; Arthropoda; Insecta; Diptera; Drosophilidae. The transcript is spliced from 2 exons. Gene Ontology annotation, molecular function: protein binding.
UCUGCGAAUUCGUCCAAAAUGAAUAUUUAUUUGGCUUGGUUCCUGAUCUUCAACAUUAUAGUGUUCCUUGCGCUGUCUGUAUCUCUGCCAGUAUUGAGCAGCAGCUCGGGGUGUAGUACUAUUACAAAUUGUGAUCCGUUUCUGCCUGUCUGCGCAUCGUCGACAAAUGAGCACCAAUUCUUCUACAGCAUUUGUGAAAUGCAUCGGGAUGCCUGCCUUACGGGAAAGGAUUGGAAACCGGAUUACUUCAAUCACUGCAACGUCAGUAGACUUUAGUCAUUUGUAUAAUUUCAACUCUUAAUUCAAAC